This is a messenger RNA of Phytophthora sojae, 519 nucleotides long. RefSeq lists its product as hypothetical. The record is from RefSeq and is a predicted model, not a curated record. NCBI's taxonomy places the organism in Eukaryota, Oomycota, Peronosporomycetes, Peronosporales, Peronosporaceae. Bases 1 to 519 code for a protein of 172 amino acids. The transcript is spliced from 4 exons.
AUGUUGAGCACCAAGCGUGUCGUGCUGCUGGCCCUCGUGGCGCUCGUGCUGGGCACCGCCCCGGCCGUGCAGGCCGCCGACGAGAAGGAGUGCGAAGUGUGCGUCAAGGUGAUCGACGACCUCAAGGUGACGUACGCGCAGAUGCUGGAGGAGUCGCCCAAGGCCAAGACGCAGGCGGUGGCCGAGAAGGCCGUGACCAAGCACUGCGGCAAGAAGCUCAGCACCAAGGACAACAAGCUGUGCUACAACCUGGAGCCUCUGAAGAAGGACGUGGCUCGCCAGGUGUCGUUCAAGAAGGACUCGAUGAAGAUCUGCAAGUCCCUCGAGAAGAAGAACCCGGACUUCUGCUCCAUGCGAUACCCCGUCAAGACGGACGCCAACACAGACUACUCCAAGAUGCGCGUGAAGCAGCUGCGGAAGAUCCUUGGCGAGCGCGGCGUGGAGUGCGUCGGCUGCGUCGAGAAGUCCGACUUCAUCGCCAAGAUCAAGGCCACCGAGUCGCUGCACUCGGAGUUGUAG